CCUGUUUCUGGACAGGCAGUGACCUGUGAAUGGGGACGCGCUGGAGGUCUUUGCAACGUCUUAUGCAUUGCAUGGAGGGGAACAUCUUGGAAGACCCAUGGCAUGAAUGAUGGGUUCCUCUACAUCUGGGUCCCCUCCCUCACCCCCGUAGGACCGGAUCAUGCAUCCAUCCGCCAGCUCGACCCCUCGGCCUGUAUCCCUUGCUGUAGAGAGACUAGUGGAAGAAACAUCCAAUGCUGCAAGACUGAGCCACAGCUUCCUGUAACUGCAAGCCGAUAUUGGUGGUGGAACAUUUAAUGCGAAGAGCCCCACACACCCUCCUCCCUGCCUCCAAGCUCCUCCUACUCCAUCGUCAUGGCGAUGAGCAGUGAUCCUGGUUGCAUGGGGGUGGGCCCUGACCCAGACUCCUUCCAGACCACUGAGAUGACUGAUAAGAUGUCUGCGGUGUCACUAAGGUCCGAUACCUCCUCCAGUGUAGUGAAGAAUGGGACAGGUGUUAAGAAAGCUCCGCCCAAGAGGCCACACCUGUCAGGCAGGAAGAUGUCAUUGCAAGAGAGAGGAACGUAUGUGUCUUCUGGGAGCGCGGCUGAACGCUAUUCCCGCAUAGCCAGACAGCCGACCAUCGAGUCCAAACGAGUGUCCAUCUCAGACUCGCAGGAUUGCACCCAGCUUAACCAGUACAAGUUAAAGAGUGAGAUUGGGAAGGGCUCAUAUGGUGUUGUCAAGUUGGCGUACAACGAGGAUGAUGACAAAUAUUACGCAAUGAAAGUGGCGUCUAAGAAGAAGCUGAUGAAACAGUACGGUUUUCCCCGCCGCCCUCCUCCCCGAGGUCCUAAAGCAGCCCAGGGGGAGCAGCCCAAAGUGCUUGGUCCUCUGGAGAGAGUUUACCAGGAGAUAGCUAUCCUGAAAAAACUGGACCACCUCAACAUAGUUAAACUGGUUGAGGUGCUGGAUGAUCCAGCGGAGGACAACCUUCACAUGGUGUUUGAGCUGAUGCAGAAAGGCCCUGUGAUGGAGGUCCCCAGCGACAAUCCGUUCAGUGAGGACCAGGCCCGCCACUACUUCAGAGACAUUGUUUUGGGCAUCGAGUACUUGCACUAUCAGAAGAUCGUUCACAGAGAUAUCAAACCAUCAAAUUUAUUACUUGGAGAUGAUGGUCAUGUCAAGAUCGCAGAUUUUGGGGUCAGUAACCAGUUUGAGGGUAAUGAUGCCUUGCUCUCCAGCACUGCUGGUACUCCUGCCUUCAUGGCCCCAGAGACGCUGUCAGACAACCGCAAGAGCUUUAGUGGAAAGGCUCUGGAUGUGUGGGCUAUGGGAGUGACCCUCUACUGUUUUGUGUAUGGAAAGUGCCCAUUUAUUGAUGAGUACAUACUGGCACUUCACAGUAAGAUCAAGAGUAAGCCGGUGGAGUUCCCCGAAACGCCAGCUAUCAGUGAGGGGCUGAAGAACCUGGUCUCACGAAUGCUGGACAAAAACCCAGACACCAGGAUCACCAUUUCUGAGAUCAAAGUGGACCCCUGGGUGACUCAGGAUGGCACUGACCCUUUGCCUUUAGAAGAGGAGCACUGUACCGUGGUGGAGGUCACUGAAGAAGAGGUGCAGAACUCAGUGAAGUUUGUCCCAAGUCUGUCUGCUGUGAUUUUGGUCAAAGCCAUGUUAAGGAAGCGUUCCUUUGGCAAUCCAUUUGAGUGUCCCAGCAGGAGAGAAGAGAGAUCCAUGUCUGCACCAGGCAGUCUGCUCAUGGACUCUUGGCCGUUCCGGCCCUCUUUUAAACUCCAGCCCUCAUUAAGAAAGGGGAGCAGUGGAGAGGCUGGUAGAGAAGUUGAGCUUGAGGACUUGCAUGAGGACGAACCACCCACCUCUUGAGUGUCUUCAUAGAUCCUGAAGCGUUCCUCAUUGUCCUUCCAGCCUUUUGAGCAGAUGAUCAUGACCCAAACCACUCCACUACACUGUUUCCACAGAUUCUGAUAUUGCUAGUCAUCCUUCAGGCUUUUCACUUUUGUCAGUUCUUGCACAAGAAUCACUUUACCUGCCUAUGGUUCUCAUGAAACCUGGCCUUGAUAAUGUGGCGGAAAACUAUUCUUUCUCCUUCACCCCAUUUGGAUCUUUCCACCUUUGUCCUCUCAUCCUGGCUAAACAAAUAGAUUUUGAAUGGAAUCUAUAGUAGGCCAGGUUUUUUUGAAAGACAGACUACACCAUAAGCUUUAAAACAGCACAGACAAAAGAUGCUAUUAACUUGGUGUGGCACUUCAUGAAGCUUAAAAACAGUGAUGCCGUUGAUGCAGUGUACUGCCAUCAUAAAAUGUGUAGAAAAUAAUAGCAAUGGCAUCUUGCCUUUUUGCAUAUGGUAAUGUGCAAUUCUUAACCCUAUCCAUCAUAGCAUGCAGAAAUAUGGCCUCUUUCAUAUUAUGGUGGUUCCAUAUCUCUGUUGUUUUUAAUUUUCUUCUUUUUUCAGUUCAUUCAGAUACAAUAUAUAAACACACAAACACAGUGUUGUACUGUGAAUCAAAGGGGCUUAUGUAACUACCAGACACUAAAAGAGGCUCUUGUCUGCACUUUCAGUCAAUUCUUGAAAACAGGGCUUUCUCAUUAAACAUACAACGUGUUUGAGCGCUCGGUAUAACCGUUAUCUAGAAUAGAGCUUAUUUUCCAUGUUUGUGAAUGUCGCAAAUCCUGGAUUCGGAUUGCAGUAGAUACAGGGCUCUUGUGUUGCAGUGCUUUGUCUCUCUGCUGGAACAAAAUGUGUCAUUGUUUACCGAGUCUUCACAUUCCAAAAGGCCUAUUUGUCAGUCAGCAGUGCUAACGGGCCCUCGAACACACAUGCAAACAUGCAAGCGAGUGUGCGCUGAUGCAGAAAGAGAGGGAGUCACUUUCACUCAAAACAGACAAGCCAAUUGAGGGAAGGAUCUGAAUAUGGUGUUUAGCUGUGGAACGAAAGUGAACUGCCAUUCAAUGUCAUCACGGUCCCUCUCGGCCUGUAUUAACUCCGUCCAAAACAAUACACCCUUGUUUACAUCAGAUUGUCUGUCAGGCGAACCCAUCAUGCCCAGUUUUUGAAUCACGUAUUGAAAGUACAAAGAGUUUCUGUGUGGAAGAUCAUUGUAAAUGCACAGUGGCGAUUGAGAUAUUUGAUUACCAGCACAGAGCACUCAUAAUAAUUAGAUUUUUAUUGUUGUGAAACUCUCACUGAGCGUGUUUCAGUUUUAAAAGGACAGUUGACCCAAAAAUGAAAUACUGUUGUCAUUUUCUCAAGGUCAGUUCACACCAACACGAAUGCUUGGCACAAAAAUUCAGUCUGAAUUUUGUAUGCAAUUUGUCUGUUCAGACCCAUGCUUAAAAAAAGGCAGACAGGUUGAAUGAAAAUGACAGAAUUUACUCUAUUAAAUAGGUGGUGCUGUUAAAAAGCAGAAAUAUCCCAGUUAUUUUGGUAUUAUAAGUGCUGUGCAGUUUUUCAUUACUAACACCCAAUUGUCACAGAGAAGAAAGGCAGUCAAACAGUAUUUACAUGUUUUCGAGCAGCCAAUCCGAUUUUUGUAUUUAUUAUGGUGAUUACCAAAC
Messenger RNA from Sinocyclocheilus grahami, 3558 nucleotides. Its product is annotated as calcium/calmodulin-dependent protein kinase kinase 1-like. The transcript is spliced from 18 exons. NCBI's taxonomy places the organism in Eukaryota, Metazoa, Chordata, Actinopteri, Cypriniformes, Cyprinidae. Bases 355 to 1866 code for a protein of 503 amino acids. The record is from RefSeq and is a predicted model, not a curated record. Gene Ontology annotation, biological process: CAMKK-AMPK signaling cascade; protein phosphorylation. Gene Ontology annotation, molecular function: ATP binding; protein serine/threonine kinase activity.